Messenger RNA from Closterium sp. NIES-65, 21750 nucleotides. NCBI's taxonomy places the organism in Eukaryota, Viridiplantae, Streptophyta, Zygnematophyceae, Desmidiales, Closteriaceae. The record is from the annotation of a GenBank genome assembly.
AUGGCGAACGACAACAAUUCGGAGCGCCAUCAGCGGUGGUUGCGGCGGCAGCUGCAGCAGCACAUGCCGCGGCUUUUUCCGCUCAUAGAAGAAGCGCUCGCGGCCUCCGCGCCCAACGCGCAGCAAUUUGUACAGGACCCGAGUGUAGAUGUGCUUAUAACGGACGAGAACACUGCGUAUGACGUGGAGGACCUCCUUGCUGACCUGGCAUCACGAGCUAGACGCAGCAGUGCAGGAGAACGGAAUGGAGGCAGAGGCAGAAGGAGUAGUGGUGUCCUUUCCGUUCUCCCUCUUCCCGUCCUCAUCCUUCCCUUUCCAUCCGCCCACCCCGCACCUCCUCCCCCUCCACUCCCCACUCGCCCCCGCUUCCCCCAUUCCGCAGGAAUGCCUGGGGCGGAGCAGCUAGACGCAGCAGUGCAGGAGAACGGAAUAGAGGCAGAGGCAGAAGCAGUAGUAGCAUUCCUGCUGAUCUCCCUCUUCUCGCCCUCAUCCUUCCCCUUCCCUCUCCCCAUCUUCCUCCCCACCUUCCCCUCGCCCCCAGGAGUGCCCGGGGCGGAGCAGCUAGACGCAGCAGUGCAGGAGAACGGAAUAGAGGCAGAGGCAGAAGGAGUAGUGGUCUUUUUCGAUGUGCUCAUGGCGGUUCUAGAUCAAUACUUGGGGAACAGACUUGGGAGUAAAGGGGAACCGGGCGAUUGGGCGAGUGGGAGUGGAGAGGAGAGUGGGAGUGGUGGUGGGAGUGAGGAGGAAAGUGGGAGUGAGAGAGGGAGUGAGGAGGAAAGUGGGAGUGAGAGAGGGAGUGAGAGGGGGAGUGAGGGGGAGAGUGGGAGUGAGAGAGGGAGAGAAAGCGGGAGUGGGAGCGUGGAGGAGAGAGGGAGCGGGAGUAGGAGUGGGAGUGGGAGUGGGAGUGAGAGGGGAAGUGAGAGAGGGAGUGAUAGUGGGAGUGAUGUGCCCGUGGGAGCAAUGGUGGGAGAUGAAGACGAGGGAGAAGGGGAGUAUGGGUAUGAAUAUGAAGGGGAGCGAUCAGGGGAGGAGGAUGUGUCAGAUGGUGGGGAGGGGAGUGAGGGAGAUUUGGAUGAGGAGGAGGUGAGUCGAGAGGAAUUGAGCGAAGAGGGAUCGAGUGAAGAGGAAAUGAGGGAUGAGGAAAUGAGGGAUGAGGAAGGGAGUGAGAGAGAUUUGAGUGAGGAGGAUUUGAGGGAUGAGGAAGGGAGUGAGAGAGAUUUGAGUGAGGAGGAUUUGAGGGAUGAGGAAGGGAGUGAGAGAGAUUUGAGUGAGGAGGAAAUGAGGGAUGAGGAAAGGAGGGAGAGAUAUUUGAGUGAGGAGGAAAUGAGGGAUGAGGAAAGGAGUGAGAGAGAUUUGAGUGGGGAGAGUGUGAGUGAGGAGGAAUACGAUCCUGAUAGGCAAGGGGGUGAGGAGGAGGAGGAGGAGGAGGAGGAGGUGGACAGAAGUGGCAGUUUUGAUGGUGAUGUGCAGGAGAGUGGGGAUGGGUACGACUCGGAGGAGUAUGCUGCUGCAGGGAGAGGGGCCGAGGAGCAUGGGCAUGGGGAUGGGGACUCGGACGGGGAUGGGCGUGGGAGUGAGGCGGAGGAACUGGAGGGGGAUGAUGAUGCAGAGUAUGCGAGUGAGAGUCGGAGUCACAGUGUUGGGGGUAGCGCUGCUGACAGUGCCAGUGAGAGAGGUGGUGAGAGUGGUAGUGAGAUUGGCAGUCGCAGUGGCAGUAGCAGGAGCGGCAGCGGCAGCGGUGGCAGCAGAGGGAGUGAGGAUGGAGGGGGUGGGAGUGAGGGUGGUGAUUAUAGGGAUGAUCCGCCUGGGGAUGAUGGUGUUUAUAGUGAUGAGGAUGAUGAUGGUGGGAGUGAUGAUGAUGGGAGUGAUGGUAGUGAUGAUGUUCCUAUUGCUCGGCCAGGGGACAUGGAUGGUCAAGGCGACUGGUCCCGUGGGGAGGAUGAUGUGUCACAUGGGGAGGAUGAGGAGUCGCAGGAGGAGGAUGACGUGUCACAUGAUGAGUCACAAGGAAUGGAUGACGUGUCACAUGGGGAGGAUGAGUUGUCACAUGGGGAGGAUGAUGUGUCACACAGAGAGGGUGACGAAUCACAUGAUGAGUCACGCGGGGAGGAUGACGUGUCACAUGGUGAUGAGCAGAACGUGCAUGGUGAUGCUGAGCUGUAUGGGGAUGACCAUGAUUCACGUAGUGGUAGCUAUGACUCGCAUGGGGAUGAGCAGCCGUUUACAUCAGGCCCUGUGUCUGCAUCAGCAUCAGAAUUGGAUGCAGAAUUGCAAGGCACGGGAUCAGAGCAGGAUUUAGGUCUGAAUCGCGAUUUGGAGUCCGAGCAAGAUUUGGGUUCGGAGCAAGAUUUGGGUUCGGAACAGGAUUUGCGGUCGGAGCAAGAUUUAGGUUUGGAAUCGGAAGAGGAGACAGGUUUAGGACAAGAUAGGGGUUCGGAAGAAGUGACGGGAUCGGAACAGGAUAUGGGGUCGGAGCAUGAUAGGGAAUCAGAUGAGGAGGUGGGAUCGGAGGAUGAUUUGCCGCGCGACCUGGUUCCAGAAGCACGCAUGGGAUCAGAGCACGGUACAGAAUCGGAACAGGAUAUGAGAUCGGAAGAAGAUACGGGGUCGCAGCAUGAAAUGGGAUCGCAAGACGGCAUGGAAUCGGAAGAAGAUAUGGGAUCGGAGGUUGAAGGGUCGGAGGGAGACAUGGGUUCUCAACUGGGUGGAAGCUCGGAAGAGGAUUUAGGAUCGGAACAUGAUGAAGGAUCGGAAGAGGAUAUGGGAUCGGAGGGAGAACUGGGGUCGGAGGAAGAGUCGGAUGAUGAUGCUGAUAUUGUUGUGGCAGCAGCGGCAGUGGUGGGCGACAGUCGGGAGUAUGGUGAUGGGAUGGAAUCGGAACAGGAUAUGGUAUCAGAGGGAGGCACGGGGUCGGAGGGAGAGUCGGAUGAUGAUGCAGUGGUGGCAUCAGCAGCAGUGAUGGGCGACAGUCGGGAGUAUGGUGGUGGGAUGGCAUCGGAACAGGAUCAGGACAUGGGAUCAGAGGGAGACACGGGGUCGGAACAAGAGUCGGAUGAUGAUGCUGUGGUGGCAGCAGCAGCAAUGAUAGGAGACAGUCAGGAGUAUGGUGAUGGAAUGAUAUCGGAACAGGAUAUGGUAUCAGAGGGAGACUUGGGGUCGGAGGGAGAGUCGGAUGAUGAUGCAGUGGUGGCAUCAGCAGCAGUGAUGGGCGACAGUCGGGAGUAUGGUGAUGGAAUGGAAUCUGAAAGGGGUGGAUCAGAGGGAGACAUGGUAUCCGAUGGAGACAUGGUGUCGGAACAAGAGUCGGAUGAUGAUGCAGUGGUGGCAGCAGCAGCAGUGGUGGGAGUGGGAGACAGUCGGGAGUAUGGUGAUGGGAUGGAGGUGGAGGGGGGUGUGCGGCAAGAGGGUAUGGGGUCGGAGCAUGAUGAAGGAUCGGAAGAGGAUAUGGGAUCAGAGGGAGAACGAUCGGAGGAAGAGUCAGAUGAUGAUGCGGUGGUGGCAUCAGCAGUGGUGGGAGACAGUCGGGGGCACGGUACAGGGUCAGAGCAUGAUGAAGGGUCGGAAGAGUCAGAUGAUGAGGCAGUGGUGGCAUCAGCAGCAGUGGUGGGAGACAGUCGGGAGUAUGGUGAUGGGAUGGAGAGGGGGGACGGAGAAGAGCAAGAGGAGGACGAGGAGGAGGUGGAGGAGGAAGAUGAGGAGGAGGGAUGGGACAAGAGCAACGAGGGGGAAAAAAGUGCCUCAUCUGACGACGAUUCUGCUCCCCUGGCCUCUCAGUUGGCUUCUGAAGCGCCUCAAAAGCCAUCCUCCGAUUCCUCGUCUGAUGAUGAGGACUCUGUUCCCGUAGCCUCUCAGCUCGCCUCCUCCUCUCUCCCUCCUGCCACUGCCGCACCAUCACAACAGCUCCUUUCUCACCCGCAUCAAGAACCAGAAACUUCCGUCACACCUGCCUCUGUCCCCCUUGCUGCGGAGACUCCUGCAGGCGAGGGGGCUUACUGUGGGGAAUCGGCAGUGGGGAGCUUACAAGGGCAGGUGGGGAGAGAGUAUGGGGGUGAGGGGCGGUUGGGGGAACGGGCAGAUGAUGGGGGCAUGAGGGAGCAGCUAAGGGACUCUAUGAGUGUUGAGGGAAGGUUGAAAGUAGCAGAAGCAGCAGCAGUGGCAACAUCAGCAGCAGCAGGAGAAGCAGCAAUAGGAGAAGGAGAAGAAGGGAACAGAGAGACAGGAGAGGGAAGAGGCGAAGAGGAAGAGUCAGCAGCCGUGGCAGGAGGGGCAGUGGAAGCAGUGGCGAAAGGAGGAGAUGGGGGGUUUGAGAGGGAUAAAGAUGGGAGCGUGGGAAGUGGAGAGAUGGAGUAUGGUUACGAGGAGUGGAGAGAUGAGGAAACACCGAGGCAGAGAGAGGAGGAGCAAGAGGAGGUUGUUGUGGGAGGUGAGAGCAAGUCUGUUUUGGAGUCUGAGUCGAGUCAUGAACAGCAAGUGGUUGCUGCGGGGGUUGAGGAGAAGGGUGAAGUAGAGAAAAUCGACGAAGCAGAGAUGGGCAAGGCAGGGGACAAGGGCGAAGCAGGGGAGGAGGGCAAAACAGACGGGAACAGGGAGGAAGAAAGGGAGGAAGGCAACGUGGAGGGAAGCGAGAGCAAGGAAGUGGAUAGGGAUAGGGAUGUGGUGAUGGUUGUUGGUGUGGACAUGGCAGGGCAAGAGUGGGAGGCGCAGGGAUUGAGGAAUGAGAGGGAAACCGUAGCACAGGGGAAUUCAGGAGGUAGCAGGCUGGAGGUGAGGGAGCAGAGGCAGCAGAGGGAGGAUGGAGAAGGGAUGGAAGGCAGCAGUCGGGAGGAUGGGGUGGAUGGUGAUGGGGAGAGGGAGGGUGUGAGGGAGCGAGCUGGAAGUGAAAGGGUGGAAGGGAGUGAGGGGAUGGAGAGGGGGAAUGUGGAUGAGGAGGGAGCUUAUGAGAGGCAACAGCAGCAUUGGAACGAGCGGUGGAGAGAGAAGGGGAGUGAGGAGGGGAGUGAGAAAGGGAGCGAGGAGGGGAGGGAGGAGGGGAGCGAGAAGGGAAGUGAGGAGGAGAGUGAUGAUGAUGUGGUGAUGGCAGCAGCAGCAGGGGGGGGGAGUGAUGGUGAUGGUGAUGGUGAUGUUGAUGUGGUGAUGGCAGCAGCAGCAGGGGGGGGGAGUGAUGGUGAUGGUGAUGGUGAUGUUGAUGUGGUGAUGGCAGCAGCAGUGGUGGAGGAAAGUGAUGGAGAGUCGGGAGACGAGGGGAGAGAGGAGGGUAGCCUGAGGGAGGUGGAUGGUGCGGAAGGUAGGAAAAGGAUUUGUGAGUGGGGGAGUGAGAGAGGGAGUGCGAGCGGGAGUGAGAGGGAGUGGGAGGGAAUCGAUGCAGUUCGAGAACGGGGGCAGCAAUGGGGAGAGGAGGAGAGUGAGCCUGGUGAUAUGGACGAGAUGGAAGCGGAAGGGAGAAGUGAAGGGGGAAGUGAGACGGGGAGUGAGCAGAGGAGUGGAGGAGAAAGUGAGGAGGGAAGUGAGGAGGGAAGUGAGAAGGGAAGUGAGAAGGAGAGUGAGGAGGGGAGUGAGGAGGGGAGUGAGGAGGGGAGUGGGGAGGAAAGAGAGGAUGGUGAUGUGUAUGCAUUGGAGGAUGAGCAGAGAAGCGAGGGGGGGAGUGAGAGUAGAGGGGGACGUGAUGAGGUUGAUGACAGAGAUGGGUUUGAGAGAGGAAGUGAGAGUGGGAGUGAGAGAGGGAGUGAGGGUGGGAGUGAGGCGGAGAGCGAUCGGGAGAGUGUGGAAGGGAGUGUGAGAGAGGGCAGUGAGGAUGCAAGAAGUGAGGAGGAGAGGAAUGAGGAGAGGAGUGAGGAGGGGAGCGAGGAGUGGAAGGGAGACACUGCAGAGUUGGAGGGGAGGGAGGGAAGGGAUGACGAGGAGGAUGAGGACAAUAGCAGAAGUGGGAGUGAUUCUUCGGGAGGGGAAGAGGAGGCGGAAGGGGAAGGAGAAGAGGAAAAGAGAAGAGGAGGCAGUGAGUUUGGGGAGAGGAGUGGAUCAGAGAGUGGGCGUUCGGAGGAGGAGUAUGGUUCGAGAGUGGAGGGUGCAGAGAGGGAGGAUUCGCGUGUGUGGGAGCAAGGGGAGGAAGAUUCGCGUGUGUGGGAGCAAGGGGAGGAAGAUUCGCGUGUGUGGGAAGGGGAGGAUUCGCGUGUGUGGGAGCAAGGGGAGGAGGAUUCGCGAGUGUGGGAGCAGGAGUCAGGGGAUGAAGCUUCGGAGAAAGAAGGUUCUGAGAGGGGCUCUAUUGCUGAGGGGUCAGAGGACGGGGUUGGGAAUGGGGAUUUGGAUAGUAUGAGUGAAACUGAAGGAUCAGAGGGGAUGGGGGUGGAGGAGAGGGUGGAGGGAGGAGGUGGAUUGGAGGCUGGGGAGAGAGAUGAAGAGGAUGAAAGAUUGGAAGAAGAGAGAUCAGAGGAGAGAUCAGAAGAGGAGAGAUCAGAAGAGGAGAGAUCAGAAGAGGAGAGAUCAGAAGAGGAGAGAUCAGAAGAGGAGAGAUCAGAAGAGGAGAUAUCAGAAGAAGAGAGAUCAGAAGGAGGAGGGGAAGCGGAUGGAGUGUGGGCAGUGGAAGGGGAGGAGGAGGAGGAGCAGCGAGAGCAAGAGGAGGAGACAGAUGAGGAGGAAAAUCAGGAAUCAGGGGACGAUGGGAGAUUAAAAGAGCUGGAGAGUGGGAGGAGGUGGGAUGGGAAAGAGAGGAACGAAGGGAGUGAGGGGAGUGAGGGAGGAGAGGAGAGUGAGGGUAGCGAAGAGGAGUUUGAGCAAGUGAGGGAGGAGUCGAGAGAGUGGGAGGGGGAAGAUGUUGAUGGGGGUACAGGAGAGUGGAGGAAUGAAAGUGGAAGGUUUGAUUGUGCUUUGAGUGGUAGGAGUGAUGGGAUGGAGAGAGAUCAAGGAGAAAGGAGUGAGGAGGGAAGUGAGGAUAGGGGUGAGGAGGGGAGUGAGGAGGGGAAUGAGGAGAGGAGUGAAGAGGGGAGUGAGGAGAGAAAUGAGGAGGGAAGUGAGGAGGGAAGUGAGGAGAGGAGCGUUGUGGGGAGCGAGGAGAGGAACGAGGGUGGGAGUGAGGGGAGGAGCGAAGAGGAGAGGAGUGAGAUGGAAGAGGAUUGGGACGGGAGGAGGGAUCAGGGUGAUGAGGCGAUGAUCGGGCAUAGUGACGGGGAGGAGAAGGGAAUGCAGCAUAGUGACAGUGAGGAGGAGGGGAGAUGGGAGGAGGAGGGGAGUGAGAGAGGAAGCCAGCACAUGGAGGGUUCAGAGUAUGAGAGGGAUGGGGGGAGUGAGGAUGAAGAGUACGAGAGAAGCGAAGAGGAGAGGAGUGAGGACGAGGAAGAGGAAAGGAGUGAGGAGGAAGAUGAGAGGAGUGAGGAGGAGGAAGAGGAGGAAGAGGAGGAGGAGGAGGAAGAGGAGGAAGUACCGGUGGUGCUGGCUGCUGGUCCGUUUGUGAGAGCAGCAGUUGGAUCAGCGGUUGCAGCUGCAAGGGAGGAUGGGAGCAACAUAGAGGAAUCUAGAGAGGAAGGAGAGGAGGAGAGUGAGGUGGAGAGUGAGGAGGGAAUGGAUGAGGCGGAUGAGGAGGAGAGAGCUUUGAGCGUGGAGCAGGAGGACAGUGAGGAGGAGAGUGAGGUUGAGGGAGAGGAAGGGGGAAGGCAGGAAGGUGGUAGGGAGAGUGAGGAUGAGAGGUAUGGGGAGAAUGAGGAGAGUGAGGAGGGGAGUGAGGGGGGACGUGUGGAGGAAUUUGAGGAGGGUGGAUCGGGAAGGAGAGAUGAAGAAGACAUGCGUGCAGAGGUGAUGGUAGGGGAGGAGGGAGGGGAUGGGGCGAGUGGGAGUGAGAGUGAGAAAGAGAAUGAGAGAGAGAGUGAGAGUGAGAGUGAGAGUGGGAGUGAGAAAGGGGAGGACGGCCAUGGAGGGGCGGUCAUGUACAGAGAAGCAGAGGGGGACCCGGAAGGAGACAUGUAUGGGGAUGGGAUGCAGGAGGAUGGGUCAUCAGUGCACGAGAGUGACAGUGAGGAGGGGAGCAUGAGAGAGAGUGAAGAGAUGCGUGGGGCACGUGGGAUGGAAGGAAUGGAGGGGAUGGUUAGAAGUUUUGAUAGCGAUGGUGAAGGGGAUAUGUAUGGGGAUGGGGAGAGCGGUGAGCUGAUUGAUGGGCGGAAGGAUGGGGAGCAGGAGAUGUAUGGGGAUGGAGGGAAUGGGGAGGAUGGGCGCAGUGAUGGGGAGGAUGGGCGCAGUGAAGGGGAGGAUGGGCGCAGUGAAGGGGAGGAUGGGCGCAGUGAAGGGGAGGAUGGGCGCAGUGAAGGGGAGGAUGGGCGCAGUGAAGGGGAGGAUGGGCGCAGUGAAGGGGAGGAUGGGCGCAGUGAAGGGGAGGAUGGGCGCAGUGAAGGGGAGGAUGGGCGCAGUGAAGGGGAGGAUGGGCGCAGUGAAGGGGAGGAUGGGCGCAGUGAAGGGGAGGAUGGGCGCAGUGAAGGGGAGGAUGGGCGCAGUGAAGGGGAGGAUGGGCGCAGUGAAGGGGAGGAUGGGCGCAGUGAAGGGGAGGAUGGGCGCAGUGAAGGGGAGGAUGGGCGCAGUGAAGGGGAGGAUGGGCGCAGUGAAGGGGAGGAUGGGCGCAGUGAAGGGGAGGAUGGGCGCAGUGAAGGGGAGGAUGGGCGCAGUGAAGGGGAGGAUGGGUGCAGUGAAGGGGAGGAUGGGCGCAGUGAAGGGGAGGAUGGGCGCAGUGAAGGGGAGGAUGGGCGCAGUGAAGGGGAGGAUGGGCGCAGUGAAGGGGAGGAUGGGCGCAGUGAAGGGGAGGAUGGGCGCAGUGAAGGGGAGGAUGGGCGCAGUGAAGGGGAGGAUGGGCGCAGUGAUGGGGAGGAUGGGCGCAGUGAUGGGGAGGAUGGGCGCAGUGAUGGGGAGGAUGGGCGCAGUGAUGGGGGUUUAUCAAGGGAAGAAGAUGAGGAUGAGGAGAGGGUCAUGCAUGGGGAUGAGGAAGAGGAAGAGGAUGUAGCAGGGGGAAGGUCCGCACUCGAGAGUGAUGAUGAGGAAGGAGAGGUGGAGAGGAGUGGAGAGUGGGAGCGGAGUGGAGAGAUGGAUAGGAGUGGAGAGUGGGAGCGGAGUGGAGAGAUAGAGAGGAGUGGAGAGAUGAUGGGUGGAGUGGUGGGUGGUUCACACAUGGGGUUUGAUGCAGGUCCCUGGGAGCAUGCGGAAGCUGAGGAAGAAUCAGGGGAGGGGGAGUCAGAGGAGGAGGGGUCAGAAGAUGGAGGGUUGGAAGAGGGGGGGUUGGAAGAGGGGGGGUUGGAAGAGGGGGGAUCGGAAGAUAUGGGAUCAAGAGGAGAGAGUGUGGAUGGGGAAGAGGAUAUGUAUGGGGAUGGCACUACAGCAGGGCUUUUGGGAGAUGAAACGGGGUGUGCACAGCAUGGCAUCGACCAAUCAGGAGGUGACAUGGGCAUGGGCAUGGACAUGGGGGGUUCAGUAGACUCUGAGAGUGAUGGCUAUGAUGGGAUGGGUCAUUCAGGGGAAGUGCCUGAAGUCUCAGGUGAAAUUUCAGGUGGUUUGAUGGCCCAGGUGGCUCAGAUGCAGGAUGGGAGGCCUGGUCCCUAUUUAGUGUAUUCAGGUGAAAUGGCAGCAUCAGGAGAGGUUACACCUUUAGGGGAUGUUGGGUGGCAAUCAGGAGGAGAAGAAGCAGAGCGAGGGCUUGGGGAUGAUGGUCUUGAUUCGGGAGAUGACAUGGAUGCUUCAGAAGAUGAAACGAGGGAGUUUGAAGAUGGAACGAGAGAGAUUGAGGAUGGAACGGGCGAGUUUGGGGACGAAACGAGGGAGCUUGGGGAUGAAACGAGAGAGCUUGGGGAUGAAACGAUGGAACUAAAGGAUGAGACGAGGGAGUCUGAGGAUGAAAUGAGGGAGUCCGAGGAUGAAUCGAGGGAGUUUGAGGAUGAAACGAGGGAGUUUGCGGAUGAAACGAGGGAGUUCGCGGAUGAAACGAGGGAGUUUGCGGAUGAAACGAGGGAGUCUGGGGAUGAAACGAGGGAGUUCGCGGAUGAAACGAGGGAGUUCGCGUAUGAAACGAGGGAGUUUGCGGAUGAAACGAGGGAGUCUGGGGAUGAAACGAGGGAGUCUGAAGAUGAAACGAGGGAGUCUGAAGAUGAAACGAGGGAGUCUGGGGAUGAAACAAGGGAGUUUGAAGAUGAAACGAGGGAGUCUGGGGAUGAAACAAGGGAGUUUGAAGAUGAAACGAGGGAGUCUGGGGAUGAAACAAGGGAGUUUGAAGAUGAUUCGGGGGAGUUUGGGGAUGAAACGAGGGAGAUUGAGGAUGAAACGCGAGAGCCUAAGGAUGAAACGAGGGAGUCUGAGGACGGAACGAGGGAGUUUGAGGAUGAAACGAGGGAGUUUGGAGAUGAACUGGGUGAGGCUGGCAACAUGCCAAUCACAAUGGAGCAGUCAGGCGAGGCAGUGGAGCUUUCUGGAGAUGAAACGAGUCAGUUAGGGGAUGAAAUGGGUGACUACGAAGGGACUGGGGAGUACAGUGGAGAGCACAUGGAGAGGGGCGAAGGAGAGGAGGGGAGUGCGAGUGAGGGAGAGAGGAGUGAGGAGGAAAAUGAGGGAGAGGGAGAGAGGAGUGAGGGAGAGGGGAGUGAGGGAGAGGGUAGUGAGGGAGAGGGUGAGGGAGAGGAGAGUGAGGGAGAGACUGAGGGAGAGAGGAGUGAGGAAGAGAUUGAGGGAGAGAGGAGUGAGGAGGAGAGAGAGUUAGAGAUUGAGAGAGAAAGGAGUGAGCAAGAAAAUGAGGGAGAGAGGAGUGAGGAGUGUGAGGGAGAGACUGAAAGAGAGAGGAGUGUGGGAGAGAGUGAGAAAGAGAGGAGUGAGGAAGAGCGGAGUGAGGGAGAGAGGAGUGAAGGAGAGAGGAGUGAGGAAGAGAGUGAGGGAGAGAUGACUAAGGAGAGGUACUGGGCAGAAGAGAGCGGUGUUGUGGAUGGGGAAGAGGGUGGGUCGAGUGGGAGUGAGGGUGGUGUGGUAGCAGCUACGAUGGUAGAGGAAGACGAGGACGAGGAGGAGGAGGAGGAGGAGGAGGGAGAUAAAGAGGAGGAGAGUGGAGAGGAAGAGAUAGGAGGAGGGAGUGAGAUGGGAGAGGGUGAGAGUGUGGGAGGAUGGGUGGAGAGCGGUGAGGGACAUAGGGGUGGAGAGAGGGGACUGGAGGGUAGGUGGGGCAUGCAGAAUGGAAUGGAACUCGGUGGCAUGGGUAUGAGUGCGGAUGGCAUGGAUAUGGAUGCAGAUGACAUGCGUGUUGAUUCAAAUGACAUGGGUGUGCAUUCAGGUGGUGGUGUGGAUAUGAAGUUCGGUGUACUGGAUUCCAUUGGUAAGGACGCACUUGGAGGGACUAAGCCAAGCGUUGUAGGGAGUGAAGGGGGGGAGGCAUGGGAAGAGGAGGGGAGCAAUGCACUUGAGAGGGGAGAUGGCGCGGGGAGUGACGAGGAGAGUGAGAAAGAGAUUGAGGAAGAUGAGUGGGAGAAAGAGGAUGAGGGCCGAGGCUUGGAGAAUGGCACAGCUUUGCAGGGCGCCCGAGGCUCGGAACCGCAUGGAGGUUCGGAGGAUGGCUCGGACCGAGCCUCGGAUGUGGGAGAAGGAAAUGGAGUAGCAGGGUCUGACAAGGAUUAUGAUGACGUGGCAGAGGCUGAGAUUGUUGGUAGAAUGUCAGGUGAUCUGCCACGUGAGGUGUCAGGUGAGGCGUCAGGUGAAUUGUCAGGCGAUUUUGGACUUUCAGGUGAGAAUUGCGUUUCAGGAGGAGAGAAGGCCAUGCAGAGUCAUGCCAUGCAGAGUCAUGCCAUGGCAAACGUGGCUGGUAGUAGUACUGACAUGGAUAGCAGGGAUGCCGCCACCACCCUUGCCCCUGGGAACACAUUGUUCCAGUCUCAGCAGCAGUCCUUGCAUUCAGAGAGCGAGUCUGAGGGGUCUGCGGGAUUGGCAAUAGCUGCAGCAGCACCAGCAUUGGGGGCACAGGAAGCAGCAGCAGGAGGGCAGCAAUCAGUCGCAGCAGCAGCACCAGCAGCACCAGCAGCAGCAGUAGCAACGGAAGCAGAACCCAAAGAAGCAGCCGCACCAUCACCACCAGAAGCAGCAGCAGCCGCAAACGUGGGAGGAGCAGCAGCAUUGGUGGCGAAGGCAGAGCCUUCGGUGCUAGAAGUAGCAGCAGAGGGGAAGAAUACGCAGCAACAGAUGCAGCAGCAGCAGCAGCAGCAGCUGCAGCAGGAGAGUGUGCAGAAGAAGGAGAGUGGGUGGGUGUCGUGGAUGGGAGGUGCAGUGGCAAGCCUGCUCACCCCACAUGUGCGGAAACCCUCUGUUGACGUCACUGCAAUGCAGGCUGCAGCGCCUCCUCAAGUAUUACCUGAGGUAACACCUGAGAAAACACCUGAUGUUACAGCACCUGCUGGUGUUACGGCACCUGAUGUCACGAAAGGUGGCCUUUCAGCAGUGCAAGAGCUACCUUGUAGUAAGGAUACAGGCAGCUUUUUAACAGCUGGUAACGGUCCCUUGCCACUAGAACACGGCAUGGCUCCUGAGGCGAACCCACCUGCCCCUGCCGAACCUGCUGUUACCGAGCCUGUCACUGCCAAGCCUGCUUUUGCCGAACCUGUGCCUGCCGAGCCUCUGUUGUGGAAGUCUGCUGGAGAGGGAACAGAGGGGGCGGUACUGUUUCAGGUGGCUGGGAAAACACCUGCGUCAGGUGGUAUGGUGCAGUCAGGUGGGACUGGGACCCUGCCAGGUGAAUUCCCAGGAGGUUUGCUCCAAGGGAAGAUGCCCAACGGGUAUGCUAGUAUGGCAGCAUCGGAAGGAAGUGUGGGAAGUGGAAGGAGCGAGGGAGCCGAGAGUGAGGAGGGUGAGGGGAAUGAAGGGGGUGAGGGGAGUGAAGGGGGUGGGGGGAGUAAAUUGGGUGUGGGGAGUGAGGGUUUGGAGCGUGGUUCCAGUGGUAUGAGUGAAGAGAGGGCAGGCGAUAUGUAUGGUGCUGGAGAAGGUGAUGCGUCUGGUGGGGAGGAAGGGGAUAUGUAUGGUGAGGGUGGUGGAAGUGAUGCAUUCAAUGGGGAGGAAAGGGACAUGCAUGGUGGGGAGAAAAGUGAUAUGUAUGGUGAUGGUGAGAGUGAUAAUUCUGGUUGCGGGGAAGGGGAUAUGUAUGGUGGGGAGAGAAGCGAUAUGUAUGGUGAGGGUGAGAGUGAUAAUUCUGGUGGAGAGGAAGGGGAUAUGUAUGGUGGGGAGAGAAGCGAUAUGUAUGGUGAGGGUGAGAGUGAUAAUUCUGGUGGAGAGGAAGGGGAUAUGUAUGGUGGGGAGAAAAGUGAUAUGUAUGGUGAUGGUGAGAGUGAUAAUUCUGGUGGCAGGGAAGGGGAUAUGUAUGGUGGGGAGAGAAGUGAUAUGUAUGGAGAGGUUGAAAAUGAUAUGUCUAACAGGGAGAAAGAUGAUGUGGAUGGUGAGGGUGAAAGUGAUGCUUCUGGUGGGGAGGAAGGGGAUAUGUACGGUGAGGAGAGAACAGAGGAGUUAAGUGGGGUGCAACGAUCACAUGAAGGAUGGAGGGAAGAAUCCGAAGAGAGAAGGUCCGACGAAGAGGGGAGAUCAGAAGACGAGAGGUCAGAAGAAGGGGAGUCAGAGGAGAGGGAAGGAUUAGAAGAGGGGAGGUCAGAAGAGGGGGCAUCAGAAGAAGGGAGGUCAGAAGUGGGAGAGCCGGAAGGGGAGGAGAGAGAGGAGCGAGAUUCACAGGGUGAGUUCGCUGAGAGGCGUGAUGAGUGGGGCGGAGAGAGAGGCUCAGGUGCAGAGUGGGAGGAUGGGCAGGAGGAGCAAUCGCAGAAUGGGGAAGAGGAAGAGGAGGAGGAGGAAGAGGAAGAUGAGGAGGAAGGAAGAAGGCAUGCAGAUGGAGCAAGGAUGGGAGAGGGGUUUCCAAGACCGUGGGAGCAGCAGGGUGGGUGGGAGGGACAGGAGAGCGAGGAGGGGGAAGAGGAGCAAAAAGAGGAGGAAGAGGAAGAAGAGGAAGAGGAGGGGGACAGGCGAUGGGGAGGCGAGGACUGGGGCGGACAACGAGGAGGAGGAGGAGGAGGAGGAGGAGGAGGGGACGGGAGGUUUCUUGAAGGGAACGAUGGGAGGGCUCUGAAUUUAAACCAGGAGGAGGAUGGAGAGUCGGAUCUGAUGAGUGAUGGUGGAAACGGCAUGGGUUCAUUUGAGCAGCGGGAGGAUUAUCAUAGCGGCGAGCAUAGCGGCGAGCGUAGCGGCGAGCAUAGCGGUGAGGAUCGAGAGAUGGGUGCUGAUGGUGUUGAUAUGGGGUGGGAUGAGAGGAGUGAAGGGAGCUUCGUGGGGAGGAAUGAGGAGGAGAGCAGAGAGGAGGAGGAGAGGAGUGGGGAGGAGGAAAGGAGUGAUGAGGAGGGGAGUGAGGAGGAGAGGCGUGAGGAGGAGAGAAGUGAGGAGGAAGUGAGGGAUGAGGAGGAGAGGAGUGAGGAGGAAAUGCAGAGGGGGGAGAGCAUGGGGAGUGAGAGUGCUGAUGGGGCAGAACAGGUAGGCGAGUGGGAGGGGGAAGGAAGCAGUGAACAGGGUGGCGGCGGUGAUAUGUAUAGUGGUGCUAUCCUGGGGGAAGAGUCGGAGGAGGAAGAGGAGGAGGAUGAGGAGGAGGAGCAGGAGGAGCAGGAACAGGAGGAAGAAGAGGAGGAGGCACGUUAUGGCAGCUCUCUCCCUCCACCCUCCCAUCCCUCCCACUCCUCCCAUGUCAGCAACGUGCCUCCCUUACCGCCCUCGCUCCCGCCUGCUCUAGCCGCCCGCCUCGAGUCUUUCUCCCCCUAUGCCCGCGUGACCUCAUGGUCUGCUGAUAAUCGCCAGUCCAUGCCACAAGCCUUGGGGGGCGCUGGGGGCAUGGGAAGAAUGGGGAAUGGUGUGAUGGCGUAUGGUAAGGCAAUGCGAAGUUAUAGCAACAGGGAUUAUGGGGUGGGGGUAGAGCAGGGUAAGGCAAUGAGGAGUUAUAGCAAUAGAGAUUAUGGUGGGGGUGUAGAGUAUGGUAAAGCAAUGCGGAGCUAUAGCAACAGGGAUUACCAGGGUGGGAAUGCGCAAGGCACGGCGCUUCGGAGCUUCAGCAACAGGGAUUUUGGCGCGCGAAGGAGAAACGGGGCGGAGCUUGGGAGGGAAGGAGCGGUGGUGGAGGGAGAGGGAGGGGGAGGAGGAAGGCAAGAUGGAGCUUGGAAGGAAGCAUGGAGGCCGUUUCAGGGUGUUUCGGUGCAAGCUGUGGGGUCACAGCUUGGCAAUCGAGGCGGUGCUGUUGCUGGGGAUGGCAUGGGUGGGGCAGGGGCGAGGGUGGUGGAGGAGGAGGUAGAGGGAAGGGAUGAGGAGCAGGGAAGACUGUGGGAGGAAGUUAAUGAGGAGGAGGAAGACGAAAAAGAUGAGGCAUUGGAGGAGGGUAGAUUGUGGGAGGAAGUGGAGGAGGAGGAGGAGGAGGAGGAGGACGACGACGACGAGAAAGAUGACGAGGCAGUAGAAGAGGGCAGAUUGUGGGAGGAAGCAGAGGAGGAGGAAGAGGAGUCAGAGGAGGAAGGGGAGGGAGGGUUAAGGGAGCAGGAGGGAUCCCGGCAAUUGCUAUGGAAUGACGGUGAAGCUAUAGAAGAGGGGAGUGAGGAGCAGGAGCAGAGCGAGGGGGAUGAGGCGAACGAGGAAGGUAGGGGAAUUGAGGGGAGUGAAGGGAGUGAGGGGAGUGAAGGGAGUGAGGGGAGUGAAGGGAGUGAGGGGAGAGAGGAACAGAGGUACGGCAUGGAGGAGUAUGGAGAGGUGUUGGAUGGGGAUGGAGGGUGGGACGGAGAGGGAGGUGGAGAAGGGAGGGGGAUGAGAGGGCAAUACGGAGGCAUGGAGGUGGGAAGUGAUAGUGAUGGGGCUGAGGAGAGUGGGAUGUUUGACGGGCAAUUGGAAAGGGUUGUGGAGGAGGGAAUGGGAGAGGGAGAGGGGGAGAGAGAGGAAGAAGAAGAGGGAUGGGUGGGAGAGGAAGGAGAUGGGAUGAGGGAGGUAAAGCAGGGGAAGGAAGGCAAGCUAUGGUCAGAUGAUGAGGAGGAAGAAGAGGAAGAAGAGGAAGAGGAGGAGGAGGAGGAAGAAGAGGAGGGAGGAGGUCCAGAAGGGCACAUGGUCACUCGCGAGGGCUUGAUGAUGGUUCGAGCUACGGCUUCGGGGCAUAUCGAAGCAACAGCAGCAGCAGCAGCAGCAGAAGCGGCGGCGGCGGCAGGAGAUGCUUAUAACGCGGAUGGGGCCUACGGGAGUGGUGGUGAUGGUGCGUCCUUGCAGCAGCAGCAGCAACAGGUGCCUCAGGAGAAGUUCCUAGACAAGGAGGAGGAGCAUAGAGAGAAAGGGCAGCCGGGGGUUCUGGUGUUAGGGCAGCAGGUGGUGUUGCUGAGAGGGACAGGAGAAGGAGAAGAUGCGUUUACUUCUGAUGCAGGGAAUGAGGAGACGGGGGGACUGGUUGGGCAGGGUGUGGGGAGGGUGAGUGGGAUUGGGCUGGGUGCUGUGGCUGGUGGGAAGAGGUGGAGUGGUGGAGAAGGUUUGGGUGGUGGUGUGGGGCAGAGAGAGGGGGGGCUCGGGGAAGGAGGAAAGGAGGAGGGGGCGUUCGAGGAUGGGGGAGAAGAUGAGGAGGGUGCAGGCUUCGUGGGAGGGGAAGGAGAGGAGGAGCAGGGGGGGCAGGCAAGGCUGAAGAGGUUGGUGGAAGCUGGUAGAGUAAGGGACAAGAGAGCCAUGAGUGCUGCAAUGGCUAGGGUUGCAAAGUGGGUGGACGAGAGUAAGGAUGCACAGUGCAGGGCAGUGCAGGGUUUAGGAGAUUGGGACAGUGGAGGAGAGGGGGAGGGGGGAAGGGAAUGGGGCAUGGGGGUAGGUGGGUUAGAGGAGGAACCUUGGAAGGGGGCGGAGGGAGGGGAGUGGGAUUCGGAUGGGGAAAGCCGAGCAGGGGAAGGGGAAGGGGAAGGGGGAGGGGAAGGGAGCCUGGUAAUGGCGCAGGUUUCCCCCAUGAUGGGGGGGUUGUCCCCCCCCAUGCGCGCUUCCCCCCAGCAGAGCUGGUCCGCCUGGAGGGGGGAUGAGGGGGAGGAUGACGAGGGGGAGGAGGAAGGCUUUCGGGGGUUCAAUGGAGUAGGUGAUGGGAGCGUUGGGGAGGGGGGAGAGGUAUUGCAGGGACGUGGGGAGUGGGGGGAGGAUAGAGUAGGAAGAGGAGUGAGGAAUGAGUCUGAUGCAGGGGAGGAGGAUUGGGGGAGCGGACAGGAGGGGGGGGGUGGAGUGGCAAUGGCAGGAGCAGCGGCAGCGGCAGCGGCAGCAGCAUCACAGCAGCAUGGAGCAGGAUAUAUGGGCCAAGGAGCGCGUUACAUGAGUCAGGAGCAGAGAGAGGAGGAGGAGUAUGGGGGAGGAGAAUACCUAAAUGAGCAUGCAUAUGGCAGUGAGGAGGAGGAGGAGGGGGAGAGAGAGGAGAAUUCGAGGAAUUCUAGUGGUGUUGCUAGGGAGAGGGAGAGGGAGGGAGAGGGAGAGUAUGUGGAGGAAGAGGAGGAGGAGGAGGAGGAGGAAGAGGAGGAAGAAGAGGAAGAAGAGGAAGGUGUAGAGAGUGUGGGGAGAGAGGGGGACGAGUGGGAUGAGGCGGAAAGGAGAGAGCAGGAGGAUGGACGGGGGCAUGGGAGGGAUGUGUGGGAGGAGGGAGAGAGUGGGGAAGAGGAGGAAGAGGAUAAUGAGGAAGAGGAGAGGGCAGAUGAGGAUAUGGAUAGUGAAGGCGGAAGGGGCAUGCCAUGGGGAGCAGGAAUUGGGCAAGGAGGAAGGGCAGGAGAGGAAGAGGAGGAGGAGCAGGAGGAAGAGGAGGAGGAAGAGGAGGAAGAGGAAAUGAGUUUAGAGGAUGGUGAUGGCAAUGGUGACAGCGGGUUUGUACCCUUAGCUAUGGCGAUGCCCAGUAUGGACCUUGACGGCCUUCCGUCUGUGCAUGGCCGAGAGGAGGACGAGGAAGAAGAGGAGGAGGAGGAGGAGGAAGAGCAGGAGGAGGAUGAAGAGGGGCGUAGUACUGAGGGGAGUGAGGAGAACGAGGAGGACCCGUUUCACAAACAUCAUUCCCAAUACCAGCAGUAUCAGCAGCAGGAGCAGCAGCAGCAGCAGCAGUACCAGGCACAGCAGCAGUACCAGGCACAGCAGCAGCAGCAGCAGCAGCAGCAGCACCCAAUGUAUCAUGGCAAGCGGCCGUCAAUGGUCCCCACCAAUGCUGCUAUGGCAGGCAGUGAUGACAGCGAAGAGCAGAGCGGUGAGGAAAGAGAUGAGCAGUACCAGGCACAGCAACAGCAGUACCAGGCUCAGCAGCAGCAGCAGCAGCAGCAGCAGCACCCAAUGUAUCACGGCAAGCGCCCGUCAAUGGUCCCCACCAAUGCUGCUAUGGCAGGCAGUGAUGACAGCGAAGAGCAGAGCGGGGAGCAGAGCGAAGAGCAUAGGGAUGGGCAUUACGAGGAGCAUUAUGAUGAGGAGAGGGAUGAGCAGAGCGGGGAGCAAUAUGAUGAGCAGAGCAGUGAACGGUAUAAUGAGCAUAGGGAUGAGCGCAAUGGGAGUAGCCAAGACGAAGAGGGUCAACAAGACAGAGAGGACGUUAGUGGGGAUGAGGAGGAGGAGGAGGAGGAGGAGGAGGAGGAGGAGGAGGAGGAGGAGGAGGAGGAGGAGGAGGAGGAGGAGGAGGAGGAGGAGGAGGAGGAGGAGGAGGAGGAAGAGGAGGAGGAAGAAGAGGAGGAGAACAGUCGUGAGCAGUAUGAGCAGGAGAUGCGGUACGGGCGGGAGGGGGUGGAGGGGGGCGAAGAGAGUGAGGAGGACAGACAACAGGACAGCCAGGCUUAUGGGCAGAGUCAGGAGUAUGAGCAAAGCCAGGAUUACACACAGAGCCAGAAAUACGAAGAGAGUCAGGACUACACAGAAAGCCAUAAAUAUGAGCAGAGUCAGGAUUACACACAGAGCGGGGAAUACCAUCAGAGUGGGGAAGGGUACAGUCACCCUCACAACCAGCAGAACAGGCACAGGCACAACGAAAGCCACAGUCAGGCCAGUAGUGGUUCAGGAAGUGUUCCCUUGGCUAACCCGCCGGAUUUCCCCUCUCCCUCCUAUGCUGCUCCAGCUGCCUUCCCAGACACACCCAUGUCUCUAGACUCGUCCUCGAUCGCCCUCGCCUUACCGGCCAGUAACGGCAUCUUCAGCAACAGCAAUGGCAACAGCAACGGCAACAGACCGGGUCCUCCUUAUCUAGCUCCCCUCCGCACCCACAACAGCGAUAGCAGCGAGGAAUCUCUAGACCUUGCUGCUGCUGCCGCUGCUGCUGCUGCUGCUGCUGCUGCUGCUGCUGCUGCUGCUGCUGCUGCUGUGGGUGGUGCUGGUGGUGGUGUUACGGCAGUAUCUGUGUUUCCUGGCGGCAAACCGCCGUCGCGCCAAGCGUCCAUGGUGGCAUCUCAGCCCAUCUCCAGACAGGUGUCCAAUCAGGGGCCGCCACGUCAGCUGGGCAAUGCUGCUGGUGCUGGUGGUGGUGGGUGGGGGGGGGUGAACGGUCAUGGAGCGAUGGGGAGAGGCGAGGAGAGUGAGGAGGAGAGUGAGGAUGUAGUGAGUGCUGCAACAUCGUCCGAUGGUGAGGUGGUGACUGCAGCGCCUAUGGCAACAAUGGAAUUAGUGGAAGGAGAAGAGGAGGACGAGGAGGAAGAAGAGGAGGAAGAGGAGGAGGACGAGGAGGAGGAUGCUAGUGGCUCUGAUAUGGAUUCGCUGCACGAUUCAGUGAGGGGAGGAGGGCGUGGAGGUAUGAUGAAAGGAAUGGUGCUUCAUCCUAGUUCUAAAGUGGCUGUACAGCCAGUCAGAGAGGCGCAGUGGGAAGAGGAGGAGGAGGAAGAGGAAGAAGAGGAGGAGGAAGAAGAUGAAGAGGAGGAGAGGGGACACAUAAGAGGCAGAGGCAGUAGGGCGGCAAAUCAUGGGGGGAGUGUGGAGAGUGGGGAGGAGGGCUCAAGUGAUGCAGAGCUAGCACCUGUUGCUUCUCUGGUGGAGGGUGGGAAGGGGAGCGGAAGGGGGAGUGGGAGGGGGAGCGGAAGGGAGAGCGGACGGGGGAGUGGAAGGGAGAGCGGGAGCAGGAAUGGGAGCAGGAGCGGGAGCAGAAACGCGAGUGAGCAUCCUGCUGGGUUUAGAGACGGAUGGGGAGGGGAUUCUCUUGACGGAAGCAUGGAAGGGGACGAAGAGGAGGAGGAGGAUGAGGAGGAGAGUGAUGACGAUGAUGAUCUGGCAAGGAGUGGGUAUGAGCCACCCUUGGCAAUGCCGGUGGCAGCAGCAGGAAGAGGGGGAGCGGGUCACAAGAACAGCAGGGGUAAUCGCUGGGCUGGGGGUGGUGGUGGCGGCGAGAGCAGCAGGGACGGCGACAGCAGUACAGCAGGCGGGGACUUCAUGAGUGAAGCUGAUUCAGAGUUUGGCGUCCCGAUCGCCAUGCCGCUGGAUGCUGAGGAAAAGAGGAGGAUUAUUCGAGCAGCUUUGCCUGUACAUAGUGAGGAUGAUAGCGGUAGCGGGGAGGAGCAUGGGAGGCGGCACCGGAGGAGGGGUGGUGGUGGUGGUGAUGAGGAGGAGGAUAGUGAGGAGCAUGAUUACACUGAGAGUGGGGACGAGGGGAUUGCGACUGGGGAAUUCACGAGCGAAUUUGCUCCUCCCAUUGCCAUGCCUCUUAUCCACGGCACGGCUGUUGCUGUAGAUGAUGAUGAUGAUGAUGACAGUAAUUUCAGCAGCCAAGAACUAGAUGAGGACGAAGAGGAGGAAGAGGAGGAGGACGAGGGAGGAGGAGGAGGAGAAGGGGGAGGAGGACGGAGAGGUGGUGGGAAAGGGAGGAGGAAGAACCGGAGCAGGGGCAGCAGCCGGCGCAACCAGGACUCUUUCAGCGAUGCGAACAGCGAGCUCGGCGCACCGAUCGCCAUGCCCGUUGCCUCGGAGGACUACGAGAGCAGUCAAGGAGACUGGGACCAGGGCGAGUUUUCCCGGAGACCCAGCCAGAACAGCAGCGGGCCGCUUGCCGCACGCCCGUCCUCCUCCUCCUCCCGCAUUCCCGUCGGCGGCAGCAGCAGGAAAACCGCCGGGUUGCCUCCCGCCGUGCCCCGACCGAAGGGCGCGGCAGGAGGAGGAGGAGGAGGAGGAGCGAGCGGAGCGGGGGAUGGGCUGCGAGCACAGAAAGCCAUGGUGGAUGCUCAGAACCCGUUCAGGGGAGGAGGAGGACCUCCCUCUGUGGCUUCUUCUCAGGAUUACACGGUGGUGCAUGGGACUGGGAGGCGGGCGGUUGUGCCGCUGAGAGGGGCGACAGGGUCCAUGAGGAGUGGUGGUGGGAGACUGUUGGAGGAUGAAGGGUCGAUGCAUGGAGGGAUGCAGUCGGCACGGCACACUGGUCCGGUUAGAACCUCAAGCCUGCAAUCCGACGGCUCUCCUUUGCUCAACCACACCAACACGCAGCGAUCCAACCAUUCGUCUGGGCAGGGGGGCACACGAGCAGACACAAUCGACAGGGAGGGGAAGAGCAGGAGAAGUGGGAGGGCCAGCAGUGGAGGCAGCUGGGUAGAGCAGAAACGCGGGGGAAGCGGAAGAGGAACCAAGGAGGAGGAGGGGCAGGAGGAGGAGGAGGAUGUGUCAGGGAAGGAUCUGGAAGAACCAAAUGAGAAGCUCUGGGAGGAGGACGGCACGGGGCUGCGGCGGAUUGAGAUGGAUGAGUCGAAGCGGCUCCGGAGUGCUGUGUCUUCUGGCUCGUGCUUCCUGCAGUGCAUGUUCAAGCGACCAGCUACUAAGGACUGA